UGCCCUUGCGUAAAUAUCUUGAAAGAGUUGUUACCUUAGAGACAAGAUUCUCACAAGUUCAAAUACAGCUGUUCUUGGACAAGGUAAAGUUGGGCUUCAAAUUGACAACCAUACGUCAUUUCGCCAGCUGUUUCACCGAGUAAGCGGAGUUAUAGCAACUAUCUCGACUGUACGUCGCCAGGUCUAUUUCGUACUGUUUCAGAUACAGUGACAGAAUGUUAAAAACAGGGAAACGGGACAAGAGGCCGUUGUUUUGCGCCGUAUUCGCGUUGUGCCUUGUCAAUGGACUUUUUGGUCGACCGUUGAAUGAGGAUUUAUUAUUAACGAGAGCUCACACGCGAGGUGCCCAAAAGAGCCCCCACAAACGACAAGUGAGCUCGACCAAAGUCAUCAUGGCGCAGAUUCUUGAGGCCAACGCGAAGGUAGAUGGUGGGGAGAAGACUUCUACAUUUUCUAAAUCAGAUCCAGCCGAGGAAGAAGUAAAGCUCUUCCAAGGUGACAUAAUCAUGACUCCACAAAUCAGCGAGGCUCUGAACAACAGUAUAAACGACUCCAUCGUCCUGUCCCAUAUAAGAUUUAACGUACCUGGCCCCGUUAUGAACCGGAAGCGCAUAGCGAGAGCUAUCACGAACACGACUGACAUGAAAUGGCCUGUGAUUGGUGGAAAAGCAGAGGUUCCUUACGUCAUCGAGGAAUCAUGUCUGGACGCCAAGUCGGUGAUAGAAGAAGCAAUGUCACACUGGACAAUAAAUGUACCAUGCAUAACUUUCGUCCCAAGAACAGAUCAGUCCGACUACCUGAGUUUCUUCGCUGGAAAGGGCUGCUAUUCGGAUGUCGGUCGUAUUGGACGUAAACAGAGAAUCUCUAUCGGUGCCGACUGCAAAAUAAUGGGCAUAGUCGCACAUGAGAUCGCGCAUGCGCUUGGAUUCUGGCACGAGCAGUCACGACCCGACCGAGAUGAGCACGUCAAUGUUCUGUGGGACAACAUUGAGGAAGGAAAGUCUGAUGAAUUCAAAAAGAUCUUGGGCGGAGCCAUCGACAGCAAGGGCAUUCCCUACGACAUCAACAGCCUGAUGCAUUUCGGCCCGCAUGCGUUCGCAAAGGCCGAGGGUUACAAUACUCUAGAGACACUAACCGGGAAAACUGAUUUUGGUCAGCGGAAUGGUCUGAGUACGCUGGAUAUAGAGCAAGCUAAACUAUUGUACUGUACUGACGGCUGCCAACACGUGGACAAGGUGCCGGAAUGCCAGUACUACAAGAGUCAGGGCUACUGCAACCAAGGUAGCGGCUAUGAGAGUUAUAUGGAGACGCAGUGCAAACGGUCUUGUCUAUGCAAUGUUUGUGAGGACACCGAUGCUAACUGCUCCGAGUUCGUCAGACAAGGGUUUUGUACAAACCCCGAGUACUCCGUUCACAUGAACGCUUACUGCAAGAAAUCGUGUAAUUUGUGUACAUAAAUAAUCAUGUUAGUUGAUUCAAACCAAUAUACACUACCAAAGAUGAGAUAAA
This is a messenger RNA of Nematostella vectensis (starlet sea anemone), 1509 nucleotides long. RefSeq names its product blastula protease 10. Lineage: Eukaryota; Metazoa; Cnidaria; Anthozoa; Actiniaria; Edwardsiidae. The record is from RefSeq and is a predicted model, not a curated record. Gene Ontology annotation, molecular function: metalloendopeptidase activity; zinc ion binding. Bases 216 to 1457 code for a protein of 413 amino acids. The transcript has 9 exons. Gene Ontology annotation, biological process: proteolysis.